AUUUUCUAAUCAUUCCGCUACGAAAGUCUGGAGCCCUCAGGCGAAUAGUUAAUACCACUUGUAUCGAUCUUGGCAUUCAGUGUCUGCUCAGGACAAACCACUGGCCAUUCGGGGUAGCUGCUAUGGCCUUAGGUCGUGGCGAUCCAGCUCACAUGGGGGACGCAGAUGAUGGUAUUGUUGAUGCGGAGCUCAUAGAAGGCGACGUGGUGGAUGAUCUUGAAGGCGAAGAUCCCGAAUAUGGAAGCGAGGACGACGGAGCUGAUGGAGACGACGGCGAUGAAGGCCGCGUCCACACAGUACUAGAAGAUGACUCUUUCCAUUGCUUCGAUGGACAUCAAGACGCCAUUGUAUCAGUCGCUUGGAACCCCGCGCGACCCGACGUGGUUGCCAGCGGCGGCUGCGAUGACACCGCCUUCCUGUGGCGGGUGGGCCAGGAUGCCUACGAGGACAGCGCCGGCAGCAUGGGCACUGUGGAGUUGGGCGGCCACACGGAUACCGUGGCGGCGCUUGCCUUCAACAGCACGGGGAACAUGCUGGCGACGGCGGGCAUGGACGGUCAGUGCAAGAUCUGGGAUGUGCCCGAGGGGCGGCUGCGGCACAGCCUGGAGGGCAGCGGCGGGGCGCUGCAGUGGCUGAGCUGGCACCCGCGGGGGGACGUGGUGGUGGCGGGUACGGACGACUGCAUGGUCUACAUGUGGAAUGCGGCGACGGGGGCGGUGAUGCAGGUGUUCAGCGGCCACUGCGGCGCUGUGAGUGCGGGCUGCUUCACGCCGGACGGCAAGUCGGUAGUGAGUGUGGGCGGCGAGGAGGACGCCAGCUUGCGAGUGUGGAACCCGCGAACCGGGGAGUGCUCGCUGACGAUUCAGGGGCAUCCCUUCCAUGAGAGCGGCAUCAACUGCGUGGCCCUGCACCGGGAUGGUUCCGGAGCCGCCAUCACGGGGGGGGAGGACGGCUGCGUGUGCAUCUCCAAUGUCAGCACGGGGCGAGUGGCGGGCAGGCUGACAGGUCACGAGGACUCUGUUGAGGCAGUGGGGCUGUCUCCCCACCUGCCGCUGGCUGCCUCGGCCUCCCUGGACGGCAAGCUGCUAGUCUGGGACUGCGGCUCGUUGAGUGCGCGAGGAGCCUGCGAGCACCCCUCGUCCAUAACCCGCAUGUGCUGGCACCCCACCGAGCCCCUCGUCUUCACCGCCUGCCUUGAUGGAGCCUCACGCUGUUGGGAUCUGCGAACCGGCUCGUGUGUACGAACGUACGGCGGCCACGAGGAUGCCGUACAGGACAUUUGCUUGAGCCCCGAUGGAUCCAUGUUGUUGACGGGGGCGGAUGACGGUACGGCACGUGUGUUCAAGGUGAAGCCGUAAGGGAGAGGCGGCGGUGUACGGCAAGUGAUGUGUACGGCAUGGCAAGUGUUGGAUGCAAGCAUGCAAUAUAUAGCACUACUGGAGUAUGGUGCAUAUUAAGGUAACGAACGAGUAGUAAGUCAUGAUUCUUUGAGGCCAUGGGAAUGAAUGGGAGCUUGAUAGGGUUUGGAUUAGGCUGCUUAGCUGACCCAUCGGUUGGGGUAUGUGAAUGGGAAAGCUUUGGGAGGAUACAUCAAUACCUUUCGUUAGUGUACGUUUUUGUUUUGUAGCCUGCAUAGUGCAUGCUGUUGGGGUUGGCAUGAAGUCAGGUUCAAGACUAUGCGGUCCUCCCCUCGUCGCUUGGCCAAAUGUAUGUUGACGCAUUGGUUAUCGACCCGUGUGGUGGGGCUGUUUUGACACAUAGUUUUUGGCUCACGCUGAACGGAGAUAGAAUCCGACUGCAAGCUGUGCGCAACGCCGUUAUCGGCGUGCAUGUCAUGGCUGGUACCGUUGUCCGCCACGUUCACACUUUGAGCUUACGCUUACACCAAAUAAUACCGUACAAUGAACCCCGACAUACAGCCCACAUGUCUCACCUUGUACAGCCUGCACGUCUAGGGCAAGAUUACGUACCAUAGCCGUGCCAAUAACUAACUGUUGCUAGCAAAUAAAGCCACUAGGGGCUGUGCGACACAUUCACGGCUUUACGACACAGAUGUCAAGUAUGCCGUACAGAGUGUAACCACGAACCAACCACACCCAUCCAGAGCAACAAAGCUACAGCUCCAAACCCGGACACAUCCACACAGUCAUACCGGUAUACACGACAUGAUCAAAAGAUUUUUCUAGUCUCCAGCCAAAAAAGACUUCGACCAGGCGUCGCAGCAAGUACCAACAAGCAAACCAGUUACGAAUAAACCAAUUGCACCUGUCAAAGCUGCAUUACCGCUUCACACAUACAGCAGCAGUACUUUGC
Molecule: messenger RNA, 2313 nt
Organism: Astrephomene gubernaculifera
Lineage: Eukaryota; Viridiplantae; Chlorophyta; Chlorophyceae; Chlamydomonadales; Astrephomenaceae
Source: the annotation of a GenBank genome assembly